Molecule: messenger RNA, 732 nt
Organism: Plasmodium gonderi
Lineage: Eukaryota; Apicomplexa; Aconoidasida; Haemosporida; Plasmodiidae
Product: gap
Exons: 1
Coding region: 1-732 (243 amino acids)
Source: RefSeq, a predicted model, not a curated record
AUGAAAAAUUCAAGGAAAUAUAAUUACAAGAGAACAUUUCUCUUUGCUACUUUAUCCAUAAUAUUUUUGUGUGCUGAUAAUCCUUUUUUCAAAUCUUGUACAAGCGUAGUGAAUAAGGGUUAUCAGGAAUCAUGUAAGACAAUGAAAUCAUUAGAAAGAACUCUUGCAGAUGGAGAAGUACAAGGUGUAUUGCAUACGAGGGAUGAAUUAAUUAAUCUUAGGAGAAGAUCUAUAUAUUCUAAGAUGGAUAAACUUAUGGAUUGUUUAUUUAGAGGAUUUUUAGAUACAUUAAUAUGGGUUACAGAUGAAUUUUACAAAUCUAAUGUAAAUGAGGUCGUUAAGGAUGAUACAAUGUCAGGAAAAAUUAUUAGAAAACAAAUGUACACAGAAGGUAUUACUUUAUCGAAUAGAACUGUAAGUAAUGAAGCUCUUAGGACGAAGGAACGCCAUAAUGAAAUUAUAGAACAGGGAGUUUCUUAUGAAGUAAUUAAACGUAUGAUGAAAUUAUACGAGCUUGAGAAUAAUGUAUCUAAACUAAUGAUGAAAAGGGUCACGGAUCCCAAUAAGACUGAGAGCAUAGAUAAUAUCCUCAGUGUUGAAAAAAUAAAAAACAAAAUUAAGAAAAAAUUAGAAACAACUGCUUACAAAUACGAUGAAGCACUACUUGAUUCAUUAUCAUACAGAAUUAUUGAACGAAUUAAAGACAUAUAUACGGAUGAAAACAUUAUUUAG